Messenger RNA from Tuber melanosporum (Perigord truffle), 765 nucleotides. RefSeq lists its product as uncharacterized. The coding region runs from base 1 to 219 and encodes 72 amino acids. The transcript is spliced from 3 exons. Lineage: Eukaryota; Fungi; Ascomycota; Pezizomycetes; Pezizales; Tuberaceae. The record is from RefSeq and is a predicted model, not a curated record.
AUGCCCAACUUAUGCCAAGACUUUUGGACACUUUUAGAAUCCACCCCCUCCGUUCCCCACAAUCCCAACCGCACACCUUCCUUCCUCCCCUCAAAGUCACAGCAUAUCAUAAAUUUACAGCACCAGAGAGACGCGAACUCGAACUCGAAUAAAUCAGACUACGCAUCCGAAAACACCCUACUCAUAAUAAGGAUCAAAAAGAAAAGAGGAAAACGGUGAAAAAGGCGCCUCAGCCCUGGCAUGCAACAAGAAAGGGAAAAAGAAAGAAAAAAAGCACCAGCAUAUCAUAGCGGACAAGGCGACUCCAACGACAAUCCAAUUAUCCGAUUAUAUGGCGAUAUGUAGGGCACCACCCUUCCACCUCCGCCCUACCAGUCACAGUGAAUUACUCGUAUGAGCAGCAGCAUUUAACUCACCGCACGGUGUAACAAGUCGCCUGAGCACGCUUACGAUAUGAGGCUGUCCGUCUGUCUGUAUGCUAUCAAGCGAAGAUAUGAUUAUACUUACUCGAGUACGGUAUGGUAAGCUGGCUUUAGGAUAGAUAGAUGAUUGGUUGCGUUGCCUACGCUACUGCGCUCGAGUAAUGCGGGUAGACUAGGCAUGGGGCAGUCGGAACUCAUAGUGCUCUUGACGGGCUCAAAUCACGUUCCCGCACGGAUGCUGGCCUUGAGCGUGAAUAUUGUAACUUACUCUCUCUGAUCCUUUCUUUCAUUCAUAUUGUUUCGUUCAAUUGUUUAGUGAAUGAUAAAAGAUCAAUAUACUACA